AUGGCUGUCCCGUUUUCUGCUAAAUACUCGACAGAGUCCAUUACAUUCGGACAACAGACUUGCCCGUCGGGGCCCAUUUGCAGCGGCGCGCCCGAUCCGUUUACUGGAGCACGACUGCUCAGGCGCGAUGUUCUUCGAGCCCGCAUUGAUAUCCACGCAGCACCCUUUCCGGCCGAGGAAGACGCCGCAUUGGUGGCCGCGGUAGCAUCAGGUUCCGUCUCCACAGGCACCGACAUCUGUUAG
Molecule: messenger RNA, 243 nt
Organism: Colletotrichum navitas
Lineage: Eukaryota; Fungi; Ascomycota; Sordariomycetes; Glomerellales; Glomerellaceae
Exons: 2
Coding region: 1-243 (80 amino acids)
Source: RefSeq, a predicted model, not a curated record